Molecule: messenger RNA, 2057 nt
Organism: Saccostrea echinata
Lineage: Eukaryota; Metazoa; Mollusca; Bivalvia; Ostreida; Ostreidae
Product: coiled-coil domain-containing protein 93-like
Exons: 22
Coding region: 12-1913 (633 amino acids)
Biological process (GO): Golgi to plasma membrane transport
Source: RefSeq, a predicted model, not a curated record
UGACUUUCAAAAUGGCGCUGAAGGGGAGUGUGUUUGCGACCAGAGCUCGUGCAGGAUCAUCUAAAUUGGCCACACAAUACGAUGCAGACGGCAAUGAAAUAGAGUUUGAUGUGAGGGAGGAUGAAGAGCAAAAUGUUAAGUUGGGACAAACUAUCGACCUGUUGUUGGCUGCCGGAUAUUUCAGGGCCAGGAUAAAGGGUCUCUCUCCAUUUGAUAAAGUGGUUGGAGGAAUGACAUGGUGUAUCACUACCUGUAAUAUAGACAUUGAUGUCGAUCUUUUGUUUCAAGAAAAUUCAACAAUUGGACAGAAGAUUGCCUUAACAGAGAGAAUUGUGGCUGUCCUUCCUAAGAUGAAAUGUCCACACAGAAUUGAACCACAUCAGAUCCAGGGCUUAGAUUUCAUUCAUAUCUACCCCGUAGUUCAGUGGUUGGUGAAGAAGGCCAUUGAAACCAGGGAAGAGAUGGGAGAUUUUAUCCGUGCUUUCUCAAUAUCUCAAUUCAGUAAAACACACAAGACACCAGAGGAUGUUGUAUUUGAAGAACUGAAAGAAAAGUCUACGACCUCCCUGUCUAAUGUCAAGGAUGUUUACAAGCCCCAGAGAAGAUACAAAAGACAAAAUGUGGAUCAACUAAAGGAUGAGGAGACUCGUGUUCAUUCCACACUGCUGGAAUAUGGCAGGAGGUAUGGUUUGAGCAAGUCUGACACUACUGAACAGGAUGCUGACAAGAGUGCUAAAAAGAAAGCAGCAGCCAGUAGUCUUGGAGGUCAAAAGGAAAUGACCCCAGAGGAACUCCAGGCUGAAGAAGAGAAGAAAAUACAGAAGCUGAUGUCAGGAAUGUCUGGCUUUCAGGAGAGAGGAAAAAGACAGGAUAAAUUAACAGCGAGUGCCGUGGGAUCUAUAGUAGGCAUGCAGUCAGAAGAGAUCCAACAAAUUGCCUCCCAUUACGAAGGAAAAAAAUCUGAGAUAGAACAAAUAGAAAAAUCUGAAAGAGUUGGUGGAACCCAGCAGCACAAGAGAAUGACAGCUGCCCUGAAUAAACAGAUACAACAAAAUACGGACAAACUACAACAGGUUAAAGCCAAGCAUGAUGAGCUUCAUAAGGUCUACCUCGAAACUCAAGAAAAGCUCAAACAGGUGAGGAAUCGGAGUGAGAGAAUCGGUGAGGAGAUGGUGAAACUGACCGAGAUAGAGACAGAGGAAAAUCAAGGAGUUUUACAAACUCUACGGACAUUGGUUGCUAUGAAUGAGAACUUAAAGAAACAAGAACAGGACUUUAAAGCUCAUUGUAAAGAAGAGAUGUCUAGACUGAAGGCUCAGAUUGAGGAUCUGAAGGCAGGAACUGAGGAGGAAGAUUCUGAAGACAAGACCCGAGCCAGUUUGAUUGACAAGCAGUACGAAGCUGACAGAGAAAAACUCCACAAGAUUAGGCUGCUCCUGGCCAGGAAGACGCGGGAAAUUGCUGUUCUCCAGAGAAAGAUUGAUGAAGUGCCAUCUAGAGCUGAAUUAAGUCAAUACCAGCGGCGAUUUGUUGAGCUGUAUGAUCAAGUUUCUGCCACCCACAAAGAAACAAAGCAGUUCUACACUCUGUACAACACACUUGAUGACACUAAACUCUACCUGAACAAGGAGAUCAGUCUACUUAACUCAAUCCAUGAUAACUUCCGACAAGCCAUGGCUAGCCCAGCAUCCAGGGAGCAGUUCCUGAAGCAGUUUGAGAACAUUGUGGAGGGGAUCAAACAAAAUAAAGCAAAGCUUGAAAAACGUAAACAAGAAGAGAAGAUGAAGAGAGACCAGCUGAACGAUCAAUAUUUAGACCUCGUAGAAAAACAGCGACUCUACUUCAAGACGGUGAAGGACUUCAAAGAGGAAUGUCGAAGAAAUGAAAUGCUGCUUAGUAAAUUAAAGAAGUGAUAAUGAGAUUGGAAUGACUUGGCCAUGUGGAGCACUUCAGAGUGAAUGGCACCUGUAACAUUUAUAUAACAUAAUAAUGAUAACAGUAUACAAUCAUGAUAAAUGUGCUGUUUUGUUGAGCUUCAAUAAAAAGUAAUGAAUCAC